CGACUUUGUUGAAGAACACGGGCGGCGGGCUAUUGGAUGCGGGUAGUGUGUUGAACCGCGGGAUCAGCAACGGAUUCAGUCCGCCUCAACUGCCACGAAUGUUGGAGGUACUGGUAUGCACGUAGUGAAGAAAAAGAAAGGGAAAGGAGAGAAAGAUUCAAGGUAUAGGUAGUGUGCGGAAUAGAUGCCGUGGCGAUGGGACGAUGGGGUGGGCCGAGUCGCGUUUUUUUAAAUUGACACGCAGAUCUCAGCCGCAAGACGCGGAGGCAGACGGCCACAAGCGCAACGUCCGAAAGUCUGAACUACUCAAAGUCAAGAAGAAUCUGACUGCUUGCACUGCUCUCUGGCCUGCCGGGCGAGCGGACCAGUCAGGCGUUACUCAGCAGCAGGUUGACAAGGCAGCCUGUCGUGUUCGCAGUAGUGUAGCCGGCGUCAAGUCCAGGCGGGCCCUGCAACGUCCUGCAGCCGAGAGAGGAAAUAGUCCACGUUCGAUGCAGGAACGCGAGCCUCGUGUCGACCGAGCGCUUGCUCGAGAACACGACUGGCCCAGCACUAACCGCUUUGGAAGAGCUGAGGGUGGGAGUGGACAGCAAUAGCGCCACGGGCACCAACGGUGGAAAUUAAGCAUCGGCGCCGUUUGCAAUGCACUGCCGAAGGGUCUUCCCU
Molecule: messenger RNA, 666 nt
Organism: Thermothielavioides terrestris NRRL 8126
Lineage: Eukaryota; Fungi; Ascomycota; Sordariomycetes; Sordariales; Chaetomiaceae
Exons: 1
Coding region: 204-596 (130 amino acids)
Source: RefSeq, a predicted model, not a curated record